CAAGACUCCACCCGCUUCAAGGCACAGCUGAGUAGCUGAGCGGAGCCCACCUGGAAUCAGAGUCCAGACGACCGCUUCCUGCACUUUCAAAGACCCGAGGUCCAGAUUCCAAUGCUCUCCUUAGGAUGCAGGAGUCCAUGACUCAGGUCUCCACCCCAGCCUUGGCAAUGACCCUGGCAGCCUCCUCUCAGCGCUCCCAAAUCAUCCGUUCCAAGUUCCGCUCUGUCCUGCAGCUUCGGAUCCACAGACGGAAUCAAGACUGCACUUCAGAUCCAUGGAUCUCAGCUUCAGGCCCAGCUCUGCCCCCAGUUCCUGCUCCUUUCCUUGUCAGCCCUGGCGUCGUGUCCCCUGAGCCAGCCUAUUGUCCUUGGAGGUCUCCAAAGAAGGAAUCUUCCAGGAACUCCCAACACUGGAAGGAGCCCAAGGUCAGGGGGAACUUGACAUAUCACCUGUACAUGCCUCCAGAACGGAGCCAAGGGCCUAGGGCAGAUCUCCAAGAGGAGGGGUCAACCCUGGGUCCUCCGGGGCCACCUCUGUGGGAAGAGAAAAACUCACAGAGGCCACACCCUCGGAUGAAGCCCUCCUCAUCAGGAGACUCCAGUCCCUCACCCCCUUCACACAAGCUGGAACUUCAGACCCUUAAAUUGGAAGAGCUGACGGUCUCAGAGCUCCGGCAGCAGCUGCGCCUGCGGGGACUCCCAGUCUCGGGGACCAAGUCGAUGCUCCUGGAGCGCAUGCGCGGUGGCGCCCCGCCCAGAGAACGGCAGAAACCCCGGCGCGAGGACAAAGAGGCCGCGGCUCCCUGGCCGCGCCUCAGGCCUAAGACGCUGGGACCUACCCGGCGGUCGGGCACGGUAAAGGCAAGUGCGGCGACUCGUGGGCUGAGGUUCUCUGGAGCAGCGGAUCCCCUGGGGGCAGCUCCGGCUCGGGCUCCGGCUCCGGCUCCGGCUGCGGCUGCGGCUCCAGCUUCGGCUCCAGUUCCAGCUUCAGAUCCAGCUUUAGCUCCUGCUCCAGCUUCGGCUCCGGCUCCGGCUCCAGCUCCAGCUCCAGCUCCAGUUCCAGCUUCAGCUCUAGUUCCAGCUCCAACUCCCUUUCCAACAUCUCCAGCCAACCUGACUCUGGAGGAGGAGCUGCAGGAAGCGAUCCAUAGGGCGCAGCUGCUUCCGAACCGGGACAUCGAUGACAUCCUGGAAGUCCAAGUGGAGCCAGAUGACCUGCUGCCUCCCAUCAUCCCCUUGGACUUCCCUGGCUCAUUUGACGUGCUGUCUCGCUCCCCGGACUCGGAAGGCUUCUCUUCCGUCUUUUCUUCACUCCCAUCCCCCUCUAGCUCCCUGUCCCCUUCUCCAAGGGCCCUCACAGAUUCCUUGGACUGGCUGGAGGCCUUGAGUGGGGGUCCGCCGCUGGGCUCUGGGCCUCCAGGCCCCAGCAUCUUCUCAGCGGACUUAUCUGACUCCAGUGGCACUCGGCUUUGGGAACUGCUGCCGGAUCCAUGGUGAAGGACCCUGGGGCUUCCAAGGAGAGGUCAUCUGCACCCACAAACACCCUCUAACUACAGAGGACUCACGAUGCCCUCAUCCCCUCCUGACCCACGGCUGCUGACACAGCAAAUGCCUGGACCUGCCCACUUGGCCUCUGUGUGACCCCUCCCGUCCCGUGUAGUUGGGGAUGGGGGUUCAUUUGCUACUGGCCAGUGCAAACAAGCUUGCUGCCUCCUUCAGAGACCUGCAGGGUGUGUGUACCACUUCCUCCAGACGCUGGAUGGCUGCCUGUCAUCUGGGAAUCGGAAGUUUGUGCUGUUUGGGUUCAGGAAAUCACAGGGACAGUAGAAGGAAGGCAGACCCCUGCUCUAGUUAGAGGUGAGGGGAUCAGACGCACCUAAUGGGCGGUGACUCUAAACUCCCUAUCACUUGAACCUAUGAGUGUUGUGAUUAUACCUAGCUUUCUUGCUUUUUUUGUUUGUUUGCUUGU
This is a messenger RNA of Onychomys torridus (southern grasshopper mouse), 1968 nucleotides long. RefSeq names its product MEF2 activating motif and SAP domain containing transcriptional regulator (gene Mamstr). The record is from RefSeq and is a predicted model, not a curated record. Gene Ontology annotation, biological process: regulation of transcription by RNA polymerase II. Gene Ontology annotation, molecular function: transcription coregulator activity. The transcript is spliced from 11 exons. Lineage: Eukaryota; Metazoa; Chordata; Mammalia; Rodentia; Cricetidae. The coding region runs from base 126 to 1496 and encodes 456 amino acids. Gene Ontology annotation, cellular component: nucleus.